AAUUUGCUUGACCCAAGCAAGGCCCAAUUCAUUUCUCCCCUAAACUUGUACUCAUACUCCACUCUCGGAGAAAACCGGAAAACAACAAUGGCGUCUUCUUCGUCCUCCGCAAGUAGCGGCUACGACAUACCAUGGGUAGAGAAGUACAGGCCCACCAAGGUUUCCGACAUCGUUGGAAACGAUGAUGCUGUCUCUCGUCUUCAAGUCAUAGCUCGUGACGGCAACAUGCCCAAUAUCAUCUUGGCUGGUCCUCCAGGCACCGGGAAAACGACGAGCAUUCUAGCUCUUGCACAUGAGCUUUUGGGAUCCAAUUGUAAGGAAGGAGUUUUGGAGUUGAAUGCAUCAGAUGAUAGAGGAAUUGAUGUAGUCAGGAACAAAAUUAAGAUGUUUGCGCAGAAGAAGGUUACUCUGCCACCUGGAAGACACAAGAUAAUUAUCUUAGAUGAAGCUGACAGCAUGACAUCUGGAGCUCAACAAGCUUUGAGAAGGACAAUGGAAAUAUACUCGAACACUACCCGUUUUGCUCUUGCAUGUAAUACUUCUUCAAAAAUCAUUGAGCCCAUCCAAAGUAGAUGUGCUUUGGUUCGAUUUUCAAGAUUGUCCGAUAAAGAAAUUCUUGGGCGUCUCAUGAUAGUCAUUGAAGCUGAGAAGGUUCCGUAUGAUGAUGGUGGUCUUGAAGCAAUAAUCUUCACUGCUGACGGUGAUAUGCGACAGGCUUUGAACAACUUGCAAGCUACUUAUAGUGGAUUCCGAUUUGUUAGUCAAAAAAAUGUUUUCAAGGUUUGCGACCAGCCUCAUCCUUUGCAUGUUAAAAACAUCAUCCGCAAUGUACGUGAAGGAAAGUUUGACGAUGCUUGUGGUAGUCUGAAGCAACUAUAUGAUCUGGGUUACUCUCCUACUGAUAUCAUCACAACCCUUUUCCGUGUUGUCAAAAACUAUGAGAUGCCCGAGUAUUUGAAGCUGGAAUUUAUGAAGGAAACUGGGUUUGCACAUAUGAGAAUCUGUGAUGGAGUUGGCUCAUAUCUUCAGCUAUGUGGACUUCUGGCUAAGCUCUCUCUUGUCAAUGAAACAGCCAAAGCAGCCUGAUGACGAACCGCAGUUAGAUAAUCGUAGCAGUUUCCUUUUCUCGGCGACUAUUUUAGGAGAUGCACUAGUUUUCAUCUGUAGAUUUAGAUAACCUUUUGUUUAAGUAUUUUUAGUACAUUGGUCUGCCUUUUAUGGAAAACAUUCAAACUUACAGUUAAUUACAGAUUUACAGGCAUGCAUUUGCACAAUUACUGAAAUCUUGCAAUCCUUAAAUUAUCAGUUUGACGUG
Molecule: messenger RNA, 1315 nt
Organism: Amaranthus tricolor (Joseph's coat)
Lineage: Eukaryota; Viridiplantae; Streptophyta; Magnoliopsida; Caryophyllales; Amaranthaceae
Product: replication factor C subunit 2
Exons: 7
Coding region: 88-1086 (332 amino acids)
Biological process (GO): DNA repair; DNA-templated DNA replication
Cellular component (GO): nucleus; DNA replication factor C complex
Molecular function (GO): ATP hydrolysis activity; ATP binding; DNA clamp loader activity
Source: RefSeq, a predicted model, not a curated record